AUGGCUCUCGUCGCAGUCGGAAUGAUAGGCGUUGCUGCCUAUCAAGCUGUUUCAAAGAGGAGAGAGGUCAAGCGGUCGUUACAAGAGCAGGAGGCGCUCAUGGCAGCGGGUGCUGUCCCUGUCCCCUUCCUCGAACAGGCAUCUCCCAUUACCCCGAGCGAGACAGACUCGGAGAGCCCCACGCCGAGCCCAUCCAUCUCGCGAUAUCUAUCCUCAGCCUCGAAGAUCAUCCCCUCUCGCUCCUCAUCGGCAACAACGCGCCAGUCAAUCGGCAGUAGCUCUGCAACGCCUACUUCGCCGCGCGUCAGCUCAGCUCCUGAAGUCGCGACGAUUCACGUAGACGAGCCGCGGAGCCCGUCGCGGAGGAUUGGGAGGACACUCAGGAGGCAUCUCAAGCGGGAGGAGGCAACACGCGAGGAGUCUUUUGAGAUCGAUCCCGCGGAUGAGGCACCGCCGCCCUCGUACCAGGAGGCCAUGUCUUCCACCUCGUCAGUUCGCAGACAGCUUGCAAUUGCGGGUACCAGUGAAGAGCAGACUGCAUCGCAUCCAAGGUUGACAUAG
This is a messenger RNA of Peniophora sp. CBMAI 1063, 561 nucleotides long. The record is from the annotation of a GenBank genome assembly. NCBI's taxonomy places the organism in Eukaryota, Fungi, Basidiomycota, Agaricomycetes, Russulales, Peniophoraceae.